Molecule: messenger RNA, 939 nt
Organism: Funneliformis caledonium
Lineage: Eukaryota; Fungi; Glomeromycota; Glomeromycetes; Glomerales; Glomeraceae
Source: the annotation of a GenBank genome assembly
AUGGAGUUAUCUAGAGAUAUUGUCAAGGACGAACGAAUUGUCAAAUAUUAUAUACAAAAUGCUUCUGGAACCUUACAAACAACAGAACGGGCAACCGCAAUGCCUGAAAAUAGAGAUAUAUGUAGCGACGCUUGCGGCGAGCACAUUUGUGGACGGUCUCGCACUUUUUUAUUGUCCGGAGCUUCCAUAAAUAUCGCCCAGCCUCCGAAAUCAUUAAGAUUUCUGGAUCAGCAAAUAGAAUGGCUGUUUCAACAUUUGAAACAACUCGCGAAAUGGAUAUUGAUAUUAGAGGCAGAACCUGGAAGUCAAGAUCUCGUUCGGGACAACACUGAUAGGGACCAGGCAAACCAGAAAAGGUUUAAUGGAGAUGCGACAGGAGUUCGACAUGAGAUACAAUCGUCUCUUUCCCCGAGACAGGAAUAUGAAUUUGAUAGCAAAAUCAAGAACGGUGGAAAUUCGGGAACUGCGCAGAGACGAACGCGUGGACUCCCAAGACGCACUUCGAAGCGGGAUCAUUUCUUUCAUGACGAGACAAACAAUAAUGUCUUGUCUGAUAAUGAGAUUGAUUAUUUUUCUAAAAAUUACGGUAUUACUGGUGCAUAUCCCGUACUCUCAUAUGAUGAUUUACUCUUCUGGAUAAAAGAUCAUGAUGGAGUUGUAUACUUAUGGUCUCGUAUGGAAAAUAGUAUUAUGCUUGUAGGACAUGACAUGAAAGAUGCCUUGAUGAAUUAUCUUUUUCAUCAGGAAAAUCUUCGUUAUGUUAAUGAGUAUACACAUGAAUUGAUUACACUAGACGAAGCUGAACGUGAAGGUAAAGAAUGGGCAGAAUCAUGUGAGGUUGAGACUUAUGUUGAAGACACGUCGAACACAAUAGUUCAUAAACGACUAAGAGCUGAACAGCCCAUAUCAAUCACGAUGGAUCACCAACAACCAGAGUAG